GAUCUGCACUCGUUCGGAGGAACAGCUGACAGGAAUCAGCAGGAGUUUGUUUGAGGAAUAAAACUUAUUCAAGAUCUUCAGACUUUUUCUUCCAGACUUUCUACAGGUGAUACGAGUGUCGUCAUGUCAGCUGCCAGCUGCCUCCUGCAUGAGGAGCAGUUCCUGUGCUGCAUCUGCCUGGAUGUUUUCACCCAUCCCGUCACCAUCCCGUGUGGACACAACUUCUGUAAAACGUGCAUCACGCAGCACUGGAACGUGAACAGUUCUCGCUACCAGUGUCCCAUGUGUAAAAAACACUUUACAGCACGUCCCGACCUGCAAGUCAACACUUUCAUUUCCGAGCUGGCUGCUGAGUUCAAGCAGGCGGCAGGGAAGGAGAGCGGUGGCAGCCCGCAGAUACUGCUGGCCAAACCCGGAGAAAUCCCCUGUGACGUAUGCUCAGGAACCAAACUGAAGGCCGUCAAGUCCUGCUUGACUUGUUUUGCCUCAUACUGCGGCAUCCAUCUUGAUCCUCACCAGACAUCCGCUCGCCUGAAAACACACAUGCUGACUGACCCGGUGGAGAACAUGGAGGCCAGGGUGUGUUUGGACCACAAGAAGCCACUGGAGCUGUUCUGUAGGACUGAUCAGAUGUGUGUGUGCUCACACUGCAUCGUUGCAGAGCAUGCAGCACAUAACAUCACCUCCCUGAAAGAUGAAUGUGACACGAGGAAGGCCGAGCUGCAGCAGACAGAGGAUGAAAUCCAGCAGCUGAUCCAGGAGAGGCAGCUGAAGAGCCAAAGGAUUCACCAGCUGAAGAAGCACAGCAAGGAUGACGCAGCCAGCGAGAUCUCGCAGGGAGUUUGCAUCUUCACUGUUUUCAUGCAGGCUGCAGAGAGAGAUCUGAACCAGCUCAUCGAGGUGAUUGAAGAGAGACAGAGGAGGACAGAAGAAGAGGCCGAUGGCUACAUUGCAGAGCUGGAACAAGAAAUAUCUGCUCUGAAGAAAAGAGCUGCAGAUGUGCAGCUUCUCGCAACCUCUCAGGACUAUCUCCACCUCCUCCAGAAGUCCAGGAUCAUGGACUCUGCUGUAAGCUCUAAGAGCUGGACUGAGGUGAGCGUCCGUCCUCCGUCGUACGAGGGGACUGCACUGAAAGCCGUGGCUGAGCUGGAGGACAUGCUCAGCAGAGCGAAGGAGGAGCUUCUUGGUGGGGCCAGACUGAGACGAGUGCAGCAGUACGCGGUGGAGGUGAGGCUGGAGCCUGGAACAGCCAAUCCGUGGCUCAUCCUGUCAGACGAUGGGAAGCAAGUCUGGUGUGGGGAGGUCAGACAGGACCUUCCAGACAAUGUGGAGAGAUUUUCUCUUUACAUAAACGUCUUAGCACAACAGACUUUCUCUUCUGGAAGGUUCUACUACGAGGUGCAGGUUCGAGGGAAAACUGACUGGACUCUGGGGGUGGUCAGUGUGUCCGUGAACAGGAAGGGAACAAUCCCACUCAGCCCCGCUAAUGGCUACUGGGCUAUAGGUUUAAGGAAUGGAAACCAGUACCUAGCUCUGACCAGCCCCGUGGUCAGCCUCGGCCUGGACCCGAGGCCUCAGACGGUGGGGGUGUUUGUGAGUUAUGAGGAGGGGCUGGUGUCCUUCUACGACGUGGACGAAGCGAUUCUUCUGUACUCCUUCACUGCCUGCAGCUUCACGGAGACGCUGUGUCCCAUCUUCAGUCCAGGUCUUCAUCACGGUGGUCUGAACGCCGCCCCUCUGAUCCUUUCACCCUCCGGUCCCACCGAUCAGACGGCUGCAUGAAGGACUGUUUUCCACUAGCUUUUCCAUUUUUAUUGGAUAAAAGUCUAUUUUAAAGAACGUAAACUUAAUUACAUUUCACAUUUCUCUUCUUCCAUCAUUGUCCCACAUUCACUGUAAAAUAACCGCCUAAUGCAGACGGCGCUCGCAGCUUCUUUCCCUGCAGCUGAGGCCUGAGGUGUGUUCUAAAGACAUGGGUUGGAUUUUUACAUUUUUAGGGGCUUAAAAGAGGCCUACAGAGGCCCGUGUGUGUUUUUCUAUUUGCAAAAUCAUGUAGUUUAGAGCAAACAGAAAAUCAGAUUGAUUCAUGUUGAACAAAUAGAUAAAAAGUGUGUGAAAUAACUAAGACGUACAACUCAAGAUAAUUCCAGUCGAGUUUUUAUGACUGAAACGGGAGGAAGACGUUUUUCGCUCCAUCUCUGGUAGGAACCUUGGCAUCACCUUUGAUUGUGGUUUACUUUGGAUGCACAUGUUAAUUCUCUGGUUCGUUCUUGUUUUUAUCAUCUGAGAAUUGCUGCCAGACUAAGCUCCAUUGUGUCAUGUCCUGAGCUGGAAAACAUUAUUAAUGCUUUGGUUUUAUCAGGAUCGGAUUAUUGCAACGCGCUACACACACGUCUUAGCAAAACAGCUGCGAGUUGUUCAAAAUGCUGCAGCCAGGCUUCUGACAAAAUCCUCCAAGUUUUCACGGUGACUCCAGUCUGGAUGAAACUUCACUGGCUUCCGGUUUCUUUCAGAGUGCAGUUUAAGAUUCGUUAACUGACUUGGAGACAGGCUUCAUGGACAGGCACCAGCUUUUUCACCCAGAUGUUCCUGGAGGUCCUGGGACCAGGGCCUGCUGAUGGUGGCCCAUAAGCUUCUGUUCUGGUCCAGACUCUGGAACAUUCUUCCUUUGGACUUGAGACGGGUGGAAUCUGUGGUUGCUUUUGAAAGCCAGUUAAAACAUCUUUUAAAUCUGCUUUAUUGCUUUAUCUUGUUUUUAUAAGUCACACAACAGGCAGUAAAAACUUUAAAUAAUAACAUAAAAUUACCCUAAAUGUGAAUUUAGUUAAACACAUAAUGAGACAGUUUGGUUACCGGGACACUUCUUCCUCAUAAUCUUUUUAGAAUUAUUGUUUAAUUGCACUUUUAAUGUAGCUUUAUUUUUUGUGAAACGUCUAGAUUGUAUGUAAACUUGUGUCAUUUGUACGCACUAAAUGUGCGUACUGCCGUAUGCCUCAUUGCCUCUGACCCAGGUCGUCUGGGCCACAUUACCAGAGAAAACCAAAGAGAUCAUCACUGAUUUCAGCUGCUCGCUGCCCUCCGUGGCAUCAUGGGAGGAGGUGGAGCGGGGACCCACUCUGCAGCAGCGAGGACAAUCAAUACCUGCAACUUGGUAAAAAAAAAAAAAGAAGCCCAACAG
Messenger RNA from Melanotaenia boesemani (Boeseman's rainbowfish), 3178 nucleotides. Its product is annotated as E3 ubiquitin-protein ligase TRIM39-like. The transcript is spliced from 2 exons. NCBI's taxonomy places the organism in Eukaryota, Metazoa, Chordata, Actinopteri, Atheriniformes, Melanotaeniidae. The record is from RefSeq and is a predicted model, not a curated record. The coding region runs from base 124 to 1782 and encodes 552 amino acids. Gene Ontology annotation, molecular function: zinc ion binding; protein binding.